AAAUUCACUAGUAUAGAGAGUCGGGCAAAGGGCCACGUCGUCUCCCAUCAGCCACCAGCUUCUCCCGUAGGACUACUGAGGAGUAACAGCCACGCUAUAUAUUAAUAAUAUAUAUUGCCAUGUUGCUUGACCUGACACGUGGCAGGAACCCAUCGGUUCAAUUGGGAAGAGGCACACUAACCCCACAUAUAUGCCACAGCAUAGGUCGUAUUGAUGUGGUGAAGCAUACUGCCGCUGCAGUGGUAAGGCACCAUCUGCGCUCGAAAAAUUAAAACUGAAAGAUGGGAGGGAUGAGGGUUCUCCCUAGCUUAUCACUACCCUCCCAUUCCCAUCAGGGUAUCCCUCCAAGUUUAGGGGUAGGGGCAGCCCUGCAGAACCUCCCCAAACAGAGGAGCUCCGGUAGUAAAUUUAUGAGAGGGGCGGUGGUGGCGGUUUCAGCUAAAUCAGCUGGGAAAGAGAUGGAGGAAGGAGAGAAUAAUAACGAUAGUAAGGAAGGAAAGAAGCAGUCUCUGGUUGGGAGUGUGAUGGAUGCUCUGGAUUUCUCCCAGGUUAGGUCCGCGGAGGAUGCCGUCCUCCUGGAUGAAGCUAGGCAAGCCACCAGGUCUGGUAGCCAGAUGAACAGGCAGCAGUAUGCAGCUCUUCGGAGGAAAAUUGGAGGGACGUAUAAGGACUUCUUUAAAUCCUAUGUUGAUGUGGAUGGGGAGUACGUAGAAGAAGGUUGGGUUGACAAAACAUGCAAAAUCUGCAAGAAAGACACGAGGGGUGAAGCAAGGCAGGUGGACAAGCUUGGGAGAUACGUUCAUGUAGCAUGUCUAGAUCAGAAAUCCAAUUCAGCUGGGAACUUCUUCACUAGACUCUUCUCCCGAUGAGAUCAAGAAAAAUAAGACUUUUAUUUUAUAUAAAACAUAUGUCCAUUGUGGAUGAAAUUAAAAAUUGCCUUUGAUCAUAUAGAUUUAACAGUAUUAUUACAAAUUUAUGUUCAUUGUAAAAAUAAAGGGUUGAUGGUAUUUUUUAGAGUCCAA
This is a messenger RNA of Malania oleifera, 1022 nucleotides long. RefSeq lists its product as uncharacterized. The transcript is spliced from 3 exons. NCBI's taxonomy places the organism in Eukaryota, Viridiplantae, Streptophyta, Magnoliopsida, Santalales, Ximeniaceae. Bases 282 to 869 code for a protein of 195 amino acids. The record is from RefSeq and is a predicted model, not a curated record. Gene Ontology annotation, biological process: chloroplast organization; positive regulation of DNA-templated transcription.